CUGCCGUUUCAGUUUCACUCUUCGCAGUGAGACACAGAGGUAACGGAGCCCGAUCGGAGCAGCUACCCUGGUGUCACUCGGUGCAGCAAACGGUGCCAAGAUGGCAAAUACAGUCCUGAAAACCCAGGUGGAAACAAGGGAAGAUGAGGAAGUAUCUCCACAAAAGAAUUUUGAGGAGGAAAAUGAAUAUUACAGAUUGGAGUCGGUGCCAAUUGCAUUUGAGGAACCUGAGAAGACAAGUCCAGGCGGCAAAGGAUUGAGAAAGAGAGCUAAAAAAGCCACCACUGGAACCACAGUCAGAGCAGCAAACGGUGCCAACAUGCCCAAGAGGAAGCCAAGUCCAGAUGAGGAACCCAAGAAGGAGACAACUCCAGAUGAGGAAUCUGAGGACGAGAACGAGAGUACAGAUGGGGAACCCAAGAAGACUAGUCCAGGAGGAAAACCUGGAAAUAACAAUAGUCCUGGUGGCAAAGGAUGGAAAAAGAGAGCCAAAAGAGCUGCAAUUGGAGCCGCAAUUGGAGCAGGAGUGGCACUGGUUGCCGUCCCGGCGUUCGUUGCUGGGCUGGGGUUCACCGCAGGCGGCAUCGCCGCUGGAUCCAUCGCUGCCAAGAUGAUGUCGGCAGCUGCCAUCGCCAACGGAGGGGGAGUGGCAGCCGGCAGCACCGUGGCUGUGCUGCAGUCCAUCGGAGCUGUAGGUUUUUCUACUGGUACCACAGCAGUGCUGACAACUGGCCUGGGGUCACUCGGGGCAGCAGCUGGUGCCUCGCUGCCCGUUGAGAAGAAAGACUCAGGUGACAAACCCAAGAAAAGUUAACUCCAGGUGACAAACCCAAGGAGGCAGCAGCUGCAGAUGAGGAAUCCGAAAGAAGUGCUGAUCCUGAGGUGUUGCCAGGCAGCGUGGCAGGUGCUGGGAAGCCCCCACAGACCCCACUCUCUCAAAAGCUUUGGAUUCCCCUGAGCAAUGAGUGCCCUGAAGCCAAUAAAGUUGCUUUGCCUGCAGCAGA
Lepidothrix coronata (blue-crowned manakin) is the source of this 1004-nucleotide messenger RNA. RefSeq lists its product as uncharacterized. The record is from RefSeq and is a predicted model, not a curated record. Gene Ontology annotation, biological process: apoptotic signaling pathway. Gene Ontology annotation, cellular component: membrane; mitochondrion. The coding region runs from base 101 to 814 and encodes 237 amino acids. The transcript is spliced from 7 exons. NCBI's taxonomy places the organism in Eukaryota, Metazoa, Chordata, Aves, Passeriformes, Pipridae.